Molecule: messenger RNA, 624 nt
Organism: Exophiala aquamarina CBS 119918
Lineage: Eukaryota; Fungi; Ascomycota; Eurotiomycetes; Chaetothyriales; Herpotrichiellaceae
Exons: 1
Coding region: 1-624 (207 amino acids)
Biological process (GO): mitochondrial respiratory chain complex II assembly
Cellular component (GO): mitochondrion
Source: RefSeq, a predicted model, not a curated record
AUGAAUCCUCAAGUCCGUCCGCUUCGGCUGAUGAGCGCUGCUCCCCGGGCACAUCUUUUCACGAGUUCAUGCAGAUACCACAUCCGGCGCAGGGCAUUCGGCACGGGCGCGCCCCUCAAGAAUAGCGACGAUAGCGAUCAUUCCAAAAGGCCUCCUUCAUCUGGCGGCUCAUUCGAGUCUUUUGGGUCGUUCCGUAGCGGACCCGCUCCACCACUUCUGCCGAAGGAGGAGCAAGACAUCUUCGACUCGCUGCAGCGAGCAUCAACGGGUGCAUUCUCUACGCCGCGAGCGCCACCACGGAUAAACCAAUCCCCUCACUCGUCACUAGGCGAGACAGAAGAUGCACAGGGGGUGGUGGAAGCGAGGACUGAGAAGAUCGCCACUGAAGGUGGUAACAAAGCCGCGGAUGGAGAUCAGCCUAUCUUCAAGGACAAGUACGACCGGGUCAUUGAGGCGAGAGGCAAAGGAGGGGAACUACACCCCGACGUCGUGCGACGUGCGCAGCCGGAGUUUGAGGGCGAUGUCAAUCCCAGGACGGGCGAGGUCGGUGGUCCAAAAAAUGAGCCGUUGAGAUGGGGCCCGACCAGCGAGUGGACAUAUAACGGCCGGGCUACGGAUUUCUAG